Messenger RNA from Drechmeria coniospora, 1671 nucleotides. RefSeq names its product arrestin. The transcript has a single exon. Bases 1 to 1671 code for a protein of 556 amino acids. Gene Ontology annotation, cellular component: cytosol; plasma membrane; cytoplasm. Gene Ontology annotation, biological process: ubiquitin-dependent endocytosis. Gene Ontology annotation, molecular function: protein-macromolecule adaptor activity; ubiquitin protein ligase binding. The record is from RefSeq and is a predicted model, not a curated record. Lineage: Eukaryota; Fungi; Ascomycota; Sordariomycetes; Hypocreales; Ophiocordycipitaceae.
AUGUCGAUCCGCAUCGCUCUCGACAACCAACCCGAGUUCUACACAAACCUCGAUCAUGUCGCCGGCCGCGUCAUUCUUGGCCUCAACCGCGCCGAGCAGGUCGGCAACAUCGUCGUCAAGCUCGAAGGCGAGUCCGUCACCGCCUUGCAGGUCCCGAACCCGUACGAGCUCGAGACCGGCGGCCACCCGCCCGGUCCGCUGCCAGGCCCGCCCGGAAGCGUCGUCGGCGAGAACCACAAAGUCCUCUACAAGGUGCAGCAAGUCUUCCCGGAUGAGUAUCAUGCCAGCUCGAGCAGCCCCUACGGCGCCUUUCCGCUCCAACCCGGCGAGCACGAGUUCCCCUUCCGGUUCAAGCUGCCGAUCAACAACGCCUGCAGCGACCCGGAAGCCAUGUCCCGCAUCGGCGGCCUCGGCGGCCUCCACGGCUUUGCCUCCGGAGCUGGCUUGUUCGGCAUGGGCGGCGUCCGCGUCAUGGACGGGAGCAAGCAGCUGUUCCUCAAGCACGUCACCCGCACCCUACCCCCGUCCCUGACCGGAUACCCCGGCGAGGCGGAGAUCAAGUACUACAUCAAGGUCACCGUUCAGCGGCCUGGCUUCCUCAAGGAAAAUUGGCGCUUCCAGGUCGGCUUCAAGUUCCUGCCCAUCGAGCCUCCUCGACCUGCUCAGAGCGGCCAGGAGGCCUUUGCACGCCGACCUUUCGCCUUUCGGCCGCGGACGCCGCCGUUGCCGGAGAGGAAGCGCAGCUCCUUCUUCGGCAGGAAAUCGGACGCGUCCAUCGGCUCGGCUGCCGAUCCGUCCUCGUCCGCACCCGCCGACUCCCCCCACCUGCCGGCCGCCCCGUCCAUCGAGAUGGCCGGCCGGUUGCCGCAUCCCGCCGUCUUCACCUGCAACCAGCCUAUACCCCUCCGUCUCAUCGCCAAGAAGCUCGUCGACUGCCACGAGCAGGUCCGCCUCAUUUCCUUUCAGAUGGACCUCAUUGGCAUCACCGAGGUGCGCUCCCGGACCUUGCUCAACAAGAAAAUCAACCGAUGGGUCGUCGCCGCCCACUCCGAUCUUGACAUCGCCCUCUCGGCAUCUCCCCAGGACGAGGUUGGUAAUGAAUUCACGGUGCCGGACGAGCUGUGGAAGAGCAAGCCGCUACCGAACACCGUCGCCCCGUCCUUUUCGACCUGCAACCUCUCGCGUCGGUACGAGCUCGAGCUGAAGCUCGGCCUGGCCUGGGGCAAACCCAAGUCGAGCUUGCUAGGCAAAGGCAGCUACAGCCAAGGUCAAACCAUUUUCCUCCCUCUUCAUUUCUCCGAAAUCACCGUCUUUUCUGGCAUCACGCCGCCGCCCGAGCUGGUCGAGGCCGCUAGGAAUACCCAACCAGGACGGGCGACGCUGCAAAUCCCCCCUCGCUUACCCCCUCGAGCUUCCUCGGCCCCCUCAUCGUCGUCGUCGCAACAAAACCAGGGACGACCACCCCUGCCUCCGCAUCCCGUCAACGACCCCCUAUACCCCCCGCAGCUGCAACCGGGUCAGACGGUGCCGCCGUACGACGAUGCGCCCCCGAGCUACGACGAGGCCAUGGCCGAGAACCUGUCCGGGCCCUUUGACGGCACCCAGCCGAGGCCAGCCUACAGCGGCAUCACGAACGAGAACGCGCCUAGUCAAAUGCCGGCGAAGAGCUGA